AGAAGAAUCGUGAAUCCUUUUUGUACCUGAUUCAGACGAACCCAAGAGCUGGGUCCAAAUACUCUGUCGCUUUGACCAGAACGUCUGCAGAUUGCUUCGUCUCCUGCAUGGAUUGGUGGACAACUCGCCGACUGGUCGGAUCAUCGUUCUCUUCCCCGCUUCAUCGUUCAGUGCCACAAAAAGUUCAGGUCUUUGCGGAUGGAUCAGCGAGCGCUUGGGCGAGCUAUGCACGCCUAGCAUUUCCCUCCUUGAGCAUGACCGUCAGCGAUUUGCGCCGGAUGUACAAGGUGCCGGACGGGCAUCGAAAUCAUGCUCCCAAGAACUCCCAAGCCUUGGCCAGCUUCUUCAACAUCUCGGCGUCCGAGGCGGACGCGCGGCGCUUCCAUUUGGCCAUGGGCAACCGCCGGCAGCCCUCGGUGCACUUCGUGGGCCCACAGGGACCGCCGGGCGUGGAGGGGAACAUUGACCUCCAGUGGAUCCAAGACGGGAGCAUCUGAGCCCCAAAAGCGAACGGCCAAAAGGAGCCGGUCCCAUGGACCCAUUCGUUGGCCCGAACGAGACCAUGUCCGAAGACUGCCACAUGUCCGAAGACUGACCAACUGACUAGCUGUGACUAGCUUGGGUGUUCGAACAUGUUUGUCGGUGGUCGUAACAGUUUCGUAAAGGACAAGACGCCGUUGGUUCCCUGCAUUUGAAGCAGCUGGCCGGUGAGGCCAUGGGCAACAAUGUGCCGGUGACUUACUGGGCAACUCCCGGUGGUGAUCCUGCCACAGCCCAUGAGCCGUUCUUGGAGUGGAUCCUGGAGCUUGCCAACAGUACUGACCCGCCCUUGGUGCAUUCCUUGAGCUAUGGAGAGAACGAGGAGGAUUACUCGGCCGCCUACCAGCGCCGUGCCAACCUGGAGCUCGCCAAGCUGGGCUUGCGGGGCGUCACGGUGCUGGCGGCCAGCGGCGACACCGGUGUCCAGGGCGCUGCACAGGCGGGCGGUCAACCACCGCGAUGCGCGCCCUUUGCAGCAGUUUGGCCGGCCUCCUCGCCCUACGUCACCGCAGUGGGCGCCACCAUGGUCUCUUGGGAGGUCUGCAACAUCGACCGGAUUUAUGCCAUGGGAAGCAACUCUUCCAUGCCCUUUGCCUGCCCAGAGACCAACGUGGGCGAAAUCGUGUGCUCCACGCAGACUGGAUCGAUGAUCACCAGUGGUGGGGGCUUCUCUCAACGAUUUGCGAGGCCUGACUAUCAGGCCGAAGUCAUCGAGGAAUAUCUCAGCCAGGUGAAGGUGAACCGAUCCCUCUUCAAUGCCACAGGCCGGGGAUAUCCGGAUCUGAGCGCCACGGGUGCUAACGUGCCGAUCAUCUUCGAGAACCGCUUGACCAUGGUUGGUGGCACCUCCGCAAGCAGCCCGAUCGUUGCGGGCUUGGUGGCCUUGUUGAAUGGCGAAAGGCUGGCUUCUGGCUUGCCACCUCUGGGAUUUUUGAAUCCUUUGCUGUACUCCAGCUAUCAGCGGUGGCCUGACAUCGUCCAGGACGUUCGGGUGGGGAACAUCUCAGGCUCCAACCUGCUUCUCCCGAGCGGCUCCAUCAGAGACUGCGCUGAAGGCUUCGAAGCUUUGCCGGGCUGGGAUGCGGCCACUGGACUCGGUUCCCCGAACUUCAAAGAGAUGCCCCGGGCGCCCAGCGGAGAGGGGUCGCUGAACGCAAGUCUAACAUAG
Durusdinium trenchii is the source of this 1708-nucleotide messenger RNA. Lineage: Eukaryota; Dinophyceae; Suessiales; Symbiodiniaceae. The record is from the annotation of a GenBank genome assembly.